CUGCACGUACACUCUCACACACACACACACACACACACACACACACUUCAGCUCUGGUAUACAUAAUACAGAAGAAGGAAGGGUUAUUAAAAACUGUUUGCACAAACUUAUUGACUCCGAAAUAUCUACAAUUCAUCGCCGAGUUAACAAUUAGCGUUCCCUAGAGGACGCAUUAGACGACUGCUUCCUUCGCCGGGUGACGAAUCGUGCUAUGUCUCUACACAAGUCAGUACUUGCCCGAGUGCGCUAUGGAUUGGAUGCGCAUUGUACUGGGAGGAUUCAUGUGUGGAGUUGUGUCCUUCGCUGCUAUACUUCUUCCACGGGAGCUUCCUUCUGCGUCGGAAUCUAUCUUUCAAUUAAUUGAUGAAUGUUUUAAGCACACUUCGCGAACUCUGUACAUCGUGGGAAUGGAACAGCUCGACGCCUAUCGGAGCUAUCUGGCGUUGCCCUAUCCGAAAGUGAUUCUUCAGAGUGGACGCUCCAUCGGCACACCGGACGAGACGAGUUUGGUUGUGAUGUACGUGGAUUGCUCCUCGCAGAAUUCUAUGUUCGCCGCGCUGCGUACGAUGAUGCAGGACUUUAGGCGUAUCGUGCGGAAUGGGAGAUACGUCGUGCUGGUUGAUGAUGUGUACCUGCCGGAAGGAAACGUAGCCGUUGCGAUCAGUCUUGGCUCAUUCUUCGCAACGUACAACAUCGUGUACUGGGGCGUGACAGGAGUGCGCCGGGCGGACGAACUGCAGUACACGCUGUUCUUCGCAUCGAACGUUUUCUUCAUGACCAGCCCGCUGGCGCACGGUCCGAUUUUUGAGUGGAACCGUGGACUGUUGCGCAACACCACGUUCGGCAUUAAGGGACAGGCCGUCAUGUCCUUUCCGUACAGCCAUCGAAAAGGGGGAGGACAGUUACGGGGCAUAGAUAUGAGCAUCUUCGAGAAUGUGAUGGAGCGAAUCGGUUGCCUGCUGGAGGUGCUGAUCGUCGAACGGACGGACGAUCCCGAGCGUGACAUGCAGCGCAUCAUGAACCGCUUGCAUGAGAUGAAGCUGGACGUAAUGUUAACGCGCAGGGAUGUGAAACCCGGCACGCUGCCCGUCGUAUACAUUCCCGACUUUACGUACUACUGUCUGGUGGCACCACGCUUCACACAGAUCGAUCUGACACGUUCCUUGCUGCGUCCGUUCUCGUCCGACGUGUGGUGGUUUAUCGUGACGGGUGGCAUUUUCAUAAACCUACUAAAGGAAGUUUCGAAGCACAACACCGCGCUGAGAGCGUUCGCGAGACGGCUCAACUUUGGCAAACCGUUCCGAUCCUUUUAUCGCAUCAGCUUUGCGAUCAUUUGUUUCGUGCUGCUCGAGUCGUACCUUGCGAAGGUGACUUCCUUCUUCCUUGCCUACCGCUUUCUGCCUGAUGCGAAAUCGUUGGAUGAAUUUUUCGCCACAGGCAUUCCGAUUCGGCUAGAGGAGAGCAGUGACAGAUUUCUGGAGGUGCUGGAGCCCCGCUUGAGGCAGCUGAUUGUGGCACGCGGCGUAGACAGUGCGCAGUGUGAUCAGUACUCGCGACAGUGUGCUCAUCUGGACAGCUUUGCGCACGCGUCCUACAUGAUAAAUGAAAUUAUUGACGUUGAUCCGGUGACCGGGAGGAAGCAGUCGUACAUUGUGCCGGAGAUGGUCGCAAGCUACAACUAUCUAUCGUACUGCUUUGCCCGUGGCUCUACGUUAACCGAUCUGGUGGCGGUGUAUCUGCAGCGUAUGUACGAAACGGGUCUGAUGCGGCUGUACCAGCGCCAGUACGAGCAGUAUCUGCUGCCGAACAAUCGCGCCCAUGUCGUGGCGGAAAGUUCGCUCGAGUUUGCCCAUCUGAUGUCGCUGUGGAUCUGUGUUAGCAUCGGGUGGGGCCUGUCGGUUAGUGUGUUUGUCGGGGAGCUGGUGCACUGCUGGUUGUUGAGGAUGUGCCGUAAAGGACGAACGUUUAAGCAGGUGCACAGGAAGUUAAGGAGACGCGCUUGGUAGCUAGCGGGAGGUAGGUAGAUCUUCAGAUAGGUUACAUAGGUAUGAUCCCAACUGAUCUUAGAAGCGAUGUAACUUUGGAGGUCUUUUUGCUAGUUACCUGUUAAUCCAACUGA
Molecule: messenger RNA, 2119 nt
Organism: Anopheles stephensi (Asian malaria mosquito)
Lineage: Eukaryota; Metazoa; Arthropoda; Insecta; Diptera; Culicidae
Exons: 2
Coding region: 249-2006 (585 amino acids)
Source: RefSeq, a predicted model, not a curated record